AUGAUCAUACCAUCGGCCCAAACCUUCUUAGUGGGCCCGAUCAGCUUUCAAGGCCCGUGUAAAUCUCCAAAUAUCCAUUUUCUGAUAUUGGGUACAAUCAUUGCCCCUGAAAACCCUAGUUCAUGGGGUAGUUGUGAAACCGGGGCAUGGCUAUUAUUUUAUGACGUUAACAAUCUUAUUAUCGAUGGUGGUGGUACUAUCGAUGGUCGUGGCAGUGCUUGGUGGACCAAAUCUCUGUCUGAUAUAACAGAAGAAUCUACAUGUUCAAUACCACCAACGGCGUUACAUUUUGAAAAAUGCUAUGGGCUUCGAUUAAGACAACUUAAGCAUCUUGAUAGCCCUAGAAAUCAUAUCGGUCUAUACAGAUGCAGUAAUUCAAUUAUUUCAAAUUUAGACAUAGUUGCACCUGCAAAUAGCCCAAACACUGAUGGAAUCGACGUCUCAAUCUCAACCUACAUACAAAUAAACGAUUCCGUUAUUAAAACUGGUGACGAUUGUAUUGCUCUAAUCAACGGAUCCUCUCAAAUCAAUAUUACGGGCAUAAAUUGCGGUCCGGGCCAUGGUAUAAGCAUCGGAAGUUUAGGCAUAAAUGGGGAAUAUGAUACUGUGGAAGGUGUUUACGUACGAAAUUGCAACUUCACCGGAACACAAAACGGAGCAAGAAUCAAAACAUGGCAGGGAGGAUCUGGAUAUGCCAGAGAUAUCACAUUUGAGCAAAUUACACUUCAUGAUGUGAAUAACCCGAUACUUGUGGAUCAAUACUAUUGUCCUAGUGGAAAUAAUUGCCCUACAGAGGGUUCAGCAGUGGAGAUUAGUGAUAUAACUUACAGAUUAUUUCAAGGAACAUCAUCAUCUCGAACUGCAAUAAAUUUUGACUGCAGUAACAAAGUAGCAUGUUCUGGUAUUUCUUUGGAUCAGAUUAACAUAACAUCAACUGUGACUGGAGAAAAUACAAUUGCACGUUGCAACAAUGCUUAUGGGGCAAGUUCUUCUACAGAACCUAGUGCAACUUGUUUGUUACAUUAAAUGUUUGCACGAAUUAUACAUUGUGUUAACCCGACAUUGUUCGUGGUUUAAGGUUAGGA
Molecule: messenger RNA, 1085 nt
Organism: Lactuca sativa (garden lettuce)
Lineage: Eukaryota; Viridiplantae; Streptophyta; Magnoliopsida; Asterales; Asteraceae
Product: putative polygalacturonase At3g15720
Biological process (GO): carbohydrate metabolic process
Molecular function (GO): polygalacturonase activity
Source: RefSeq, a predicted model, not a curated record